AUGAAUGAAAUGCUGGAAAGUACACCUCUCAAACCGAAUAGCACCGGCUGUUCUACUCUGUCAGGCUCCAAAAAACUGACAGCUGAUGCUUCAGUACAAGAGCUUGUGUGUGAACAUGAUGAGACAUUCCAACAAGAACAGAUUUCGUCUGCAUCAUGCAAUUUCAAAGACUCUCAACUAUCCAAGUGGGAUACCAGGAAGACUUACCUUGUUUGGCUAUUAAUCUGCUUUUCUACAGGUCCUACGGCUGCGAUGAUGAGAUCGUAUGUCCCUGCAACGAUACAAACAACAGCACAUGCGUUAGGUCAUCCAAAAGGUUCAUCUGGUCCCUGUUUAGCCACAGGGGACGACUGUUAUGUUACUUUUAGUUACGGAACAGUUCAAUACACGUCUUUUUCUCUCUACUUAAAGGCCAUUUAUACGUCUUUAGAAGGUGCGAUUGCAAUUUUAAUGAUGGCCUUCGCUGAUUAUUCGGACUAUAGAAAAUGGCUAAUGAUUGGCGCAACGGCAUCGUAUGGUAUCUUUGCUAUUCCAUUCUACUGGUUAUCCGAUACUAAAAAAUAUCAAACCUUAGUCCAGCAAUCAGUGUUGUAUUGUCUUAUGCUUUGCUUUGGUACAAUAUACCAAAUCACUGAAAGCUCAUACAUUCCUGUCUUUAUGAAUGCAAGAAAACUUGCUUUACAAGAUGAGCACAAUUCAAAACAAGGUGGGGUCAUGUUGCGAGGUGUUAACGUCAGCACCUGGGGUCUUGUUGUUGGAAAUAUUGGGGGAAUUAUCGCUUCUUUAGUUGGAGUUAUUAUUACCCAUGCAUCUUCUCAUCCUUCAAACAAGGACUUUCUAUUGGCAGUGACUGUUGCAGGAUUCGUCACUACAUUUAUAUCAAUUAUAUGUGCAAACCUAAUACCGAGCUUGAAAGGAAAAGAAUUCCAGAAUAAAGGUGUGAGAGAUUUGAUAAUAAUGCCAUUGGUUAGAUUCAAAGAAAUUUUUAUGGAUUUAUUGGAUUACAGAGAAGCAUUCAAAUUCUGUGUUGCUUGGGUACUUUGGAAUAUUGCGUAUUCGAAUUUUCUCUCGGUAUUCGGAUUACUCUUCAGAUCGACCAUGGGAAUCGGUUCAUCGGAUGCUGAGUUUGCCAUUUGGCAAUUUAUGAACCUAAUAGUUGCCUGUUUAGGGCCAUUAUGUUGGAUGGCAUUUUACUCGUACGCCUGCAGCAACAAACCAAGCUUCUACAGCAUCACGUACAUGAAACGAUCAUUGUAUGGGAUGUUGUUAGUGGGAACAUUCACCAAUUUUUGGGGAUGUCUAGGAACUAACUUCAAUAGUAAGGUUGGCUUUAAAUAUCGAUGGGAAUUCUGGUUAUUUCAGAUUUUGUUCGUUAGCACAAGUUCUGGUAUCAGAACAAUCAACCGCGUUGCAUAUAGUGCAAUGUUACCUACAGGUAAAGAAAACCAAUAUUUUGGCUUUGAAGUAAUGCUUGGUUUAUGUACUGGUUGGUCUGAAUCUUUGAUUGUUGCUUUACUUCAAGAUAAGACAGGGAACUCCAGGAUGCCAUUCAUUCCGAACACAUUAUUAUAUUUGGUGGCUCUACUACUAUUCUUCAGUGUCGAUGUAGAAAAAGGGAUGAAGCAAGCCGGGAAAUGUGGUUAA
Messenger RNA from Kluyveromyces lactis, 1644 nucleotides. RefSeq names its product MFS transporter. The transcript has a single exon. Bases 1 to 1644 code for a protein of 547 amino acids. Gene Ontology annotation, biological process: amino acid transmembrane export from vacuole. Lineage: Eukaryota; Fungi; Ascomycota; Saccharomycetes; Saccharomycetales; Saccharomycetaceae. The record is from RefSeq and is a predicted model, not a curated record.